Molecule: messenger RNA, 4849 nt
Organism: Poeciliopsis prolifica (blackstripe livebearer)
Lineage: Eukaryota; Metazoa; Chordata; Actinopteri; Cyprinodontiformes; Poeciliidae
Gene: plb1
Product: phospholipase B1
Exons: 43
Coding region: 85-3414 (1109 amino acids)
Biological process (GO): phospholipid metabolic process
Cellular component (GO): brush border membrane
Molecular function (GO): retinyl-palmitate esterase activity; A2-type glycerophospholipase activity; phosphatidylcholine lysophospholipase A1 activity
Source: RefSeq, a predicted model, not a curated record
ACAGUCAUUCUUCAUCUGAAUCUGAGCAGGAGGGGAAAAAAGAGACUCAAACAGUUCUCCGUGUGCCCUCCAUCUCUCUGCAUCAUGGCCGCAGCUGCCAUCCUGGUUCUGGCAGUCCUUGGAUUCUGCAACACAUUCAUGGUUGGGGUUGGUGUGGAUUUGCAAGAAAAUGGACCCGCAAAACACGAAUUAAAGGAGACAGAACGUUUCAUGUCAAUUCUUUGCACAGCACUGCCUGGCUCUCUGUCCUCUUUCCCAUCAGUUCAUACUCUCACACCAGCUCACAUCGCAGGCCUUUACACCCUGGGAAUGCCUCUAUCCCACAGGAAUGAAGCCUCCACAGUUGUCAAGAGGCUGAGAGAGCUGUUUUCCAUGUUUAAUCCCAAAGUGGUCUCUCAGCAUGAGGAUCAGAUCUCUUGGCACCACGGGAGUUUAAUACAAGAGACAGAAGACCUUUCCUUUUACCUUUCCAAACAGGAGGAGACAGAAUGGAACAUUGUGCUGUUGUUCAUCCCUGUAGAUUUAACAUGUGCCUGUUCAACAGAUGUUGUUGAAAACAUUAAAACCACAGUUCAGGAAGUGGACGCAGCUCUGAGGAUGCUGCAGAAGCAGGUGCAUCACGCUAUGGUUCGUGUAGUGGUUUGGAGUGAAAAUCGUCAAGAAGAUAGGUGUGCUUGUGCAGAAGAAGGUAUAAAUCCAGGUCUGCAGAAAGCGUUUCUACUAAAAGCACUGCAGGACUCUGUAAGUGAUCUGCUGAAAAAUCCAGCUCAGUACAGCCGAGGUGAAGACUUCACCGUUGCACUACAGUCUUCACCAGUUAUCCUUGAAUCCUACUCAGAUUCUGAAAUCACUGACUCCCAUAUAAAUGAAAUGGCUCUUCAGCUGUGGAUUGAUUUGCUCCAGCCCUCAAUGCACCAGACAGAAAAGAAUGAUCUCAUCACCAUUCCCUGCCCUACGGAGGAAAGGCCUUUUCUUCGAACAUACGUAAACACCCCCAAUGGAAGAGAACACGAGAAUGUUGCUAGCAAAGCCUCUGCACCGAUAGAUCCUGUUACUGGCACUGAAGUGCUCUGCACAGAUCGAAAUCCUUCUCCCACCACACCUACAUCAGUUCACAACGUCAGACCUGCGGAUAUCAAGGUGGUGGCAGCUGUGGGUGAUUCACUGACAGCAGCCAAUGGUGUCGGUGCAAAAGAAGAUAACCUCUUGUUGGUCACUUAUCAGUAUCGAGGACUGUCAUGGAGCAUUGGCGGAGAUGACGACAUAUCCAAUGUGACAACUUUACCAAACAUCCUGAGGGAGUUUAACCCCAAUGUGACUGGAUUCUCAACGGGCAUCGGAAACCAGGACAGUCCAGGGGCUUUUCUCAAUCAGGCUGUAGCCGGAGCACAGAGUGUUAACAUGGUACAACAAGUACGCACUCUAGUGGCCAAAAUGAAAAAUGACCCGCGCAUUGAUUUCUUCAAUGACUGGAAGGUGAUCACCAUGUUUAUUGGUGGUAAUGACAUAUGUGCCUAUUGCACAGACAGUGUUGUCUUUUCAGCCAGAAAUGUUGUCACUCGAAUUCGUGAAGCACUGGACAUACUCCACCAGGAAGUACCCCGUGCAAUUGUUAACAUGGUAGAGAUGCUCAACAUCGUACCCCUGCGUGAAUUGCACAAGGAUAAAUCUUUGGGUUGUCCCACCUGGAUGGUCAAUAUAAUUUGCCCCUGCGUGCUGACGGCUACUGACGAAUCAUAUGAACUGCAGAAGCUCAGUGACUUCAACAGAGCAUAUCAGCGUGGCAUGAGAGAGCUGAUUGAUUCUGGAAGAUAUGACACACAAAACAACUUCACAGUGGUGCUGCAGCCUUUCUUCAGAGAGGUUGUCUUUCCCAGGCUAGAGGAUGGCCGGCCUGAUCGCUCUUAUUUCUCUCCUGACUGUUUUCAUCUCAGCCAAAAAGCUCAUACCCUCAUGGCCCGGUCCCUUUGGAACAACAUGUUGGAGGCAGUUGGCAACAAGACUUACAUCCAAAAUUUCCAAGCUGAAAUUGGCCUCAAGUGUCCAACAGAGAGCAACCCUUUCAUUCGAACAGCAGUCAAUAGUGACUACACCUUCCCAGGCCCUCCACCAACAUCACCUCCCAUUACUAACUGGGGCAGCGAUUUCUCCUGCACCAACACAGCUCCAUCAAACUCUGUGCCCACAUCCGCCCACAGAGUGCGUCCAGCAGAUAUUAAGGUGGUGGGGGCUCUUGGAGACUCUCUAACAGCUGCAUUUGGUGCAAGAGCAACAAACCUGGUGGAGCUUCCCAUAGAGUACAGAGGGGUGUCAUGGAGUAUUGGAGGUGAUGAUACUCUUGAGACUGUCACAACAUUGCCCAAUGUCCUGAAGAAGUUCAAUCCUGGUAUCAAAGGGGCUUCAAAGGGAACUGGAAAAGAUCAGACUGGUUUCAACAUGGCUGUAUCUGGGGCUAAAGCAGGAGGGGUUCCACAUCAGGUCAGGCUUCUGGUUGAUGCCAUGAAAAAUGAUGCUACGGUGGAUUUUCAGAAUGACUGGAAACUUGUGACUCUCUUCAUUGGAGGCAACGACCUUUGUCAGUACUGCAAUGACCGGGCCACUCUUUCACCAGCAAACUACACCAAUUACUUGAGGACAAGCUUGGAUAUCCUCUACAACGAAGUUCCAAGAACUAUCGUCAACGUUUUAGAGAUCCUGGAAAUUGAAGGCCUUCGCAGAAUCAAAAAGGAUGGAAUUGGAUGCACCUUGGUCCAAAAGCAAGUGUGCCCCUGCUUCUUGUUACCUGGAGAGGAUUCCCAAGAGCUGGCUGAAUUGAAACGGAUCAACCGGGAACUUCAGAUUGAGACUGAAAAUCUGGUGUAUGGAGACCGUUAUAAUGGCAAAGAGGACUUUGCUGUGGUUGUCCAGCCUUUUUUCAGAAAUUCCAUCGUUCCUUUAAAUGCUGAUGGCGUGCCCGACACCACCUACUUCUCCCAGGACUGUUUCCACUUCAGUGAGCGAGGACAUGCUGACAUGGCUGCUGCUCUGUGGAACAACAUGCUUGAGCCAGUGGGUAAAAAACAGACCUACAACAAUUUCACCAAUGCCAGAAAUAUCCUCAAGUGCCCCACUGAGGAGCAGCCAUAUAUCUUCACAACCGUGAACAGCUUUCCCAGUUUGACCACAACCACAGCACCCACAAUGGGCAGCACAGCACCCACAAUGGGCAGCACAGCACUGCCUUUCACCCCAGAAUGUUCAGGCACUGUCCCAGCAUGGCUUGCUGCUGUACUGGCCAUUGUUGGGCUUCUGGUUGGCUGCGCCGUCACCUGGCUCCUCCUCUCCUACAGACACAAGAGAAGCAAGAAGAAAUCGGCUACAGUUGAGAUGAACGCUUCUGCUCAUUAUGCUUACUCUAACUCUUACACUGAAUAACCCAAGCAGAAAAACGAAGAAAGUCAGGGUCAAAACUGCUUUCUGAAAGCUCAGUGCUUGCAGAAACAACUAAACAGUGUUUUAUGUUCAACAAAGUAAUGUAGUGCUGUCUGUUUUGACAAGAAAAGUAAGUAAAUAAAUGUUUUAUUUUAUUUAAAGAAAUCAAUAUCAUGAGUACUUUAAAGGGCUAAAUGAGAGAAAUGUUUUUAAACUUGUUUGACUGAACAUGUCAGAACAGUUGUCUGUGAGGAACAGUUGCACUUCUUACUUUUGCACAGGCUGGUAAGGCAAAUUUAAAUGUUGUAGCUGGUCUAACAGCUAACAUCAAACAGGUACUGCCAUAAACCACUGAAUAUAUGCACAUGUCUGCUUGCACAUGCAGACAUGUGCAAACAUGCAGACUACCUUUAGUGGUUGCACAUUUCCUUCUAACUUCCUCCUAUCUGCACCAAGUUUUCUGACAAUGUAACAUGAAGUCAUAGACGUAAUAUCCUCCUUGAAACUUGAUCAGAAAUAAAUGUAACAUUGUGCAGUUUUGUGCCAUCUUUUUCUGUUAAAAAAAAAAAAUAUAUAUAUAUAGCUCUAAUCAAAGAUGGAAUAAAUAAUUGGAGAUUGUGAAUUUGGAAAAUGUGUACGCUCUGUCCUCUUGAAAAGCACUGGGAGUACCAUCACAUCAUAAACAAGACGGACUACUCAUGCCUGUGUGUGUUUAUCAUACCAACAGUGCAAUAGACUGGAGGCUAUAUAACCACGUGUUUUUUAUGACACUCUUAAAAUGAUUAAAGCAGGCUGACAGCUUCCAUUAUCUUCAUCACAUAUUAAGAGGAACAGAAAACACUUUGCUUUGAUUAGAAUUGCAGGUCCAACAUUUAGGAAUAAAUAUUGAAAUAUAUUUAGAGGUACAGAUAAAUUUUAGAAACUUCUCUGUUCCUGCUGAAGAAAAGGAUUUCCAUGUUUCACCGUGAGGACAGCAUUUUGGGUUGUUUGUUUUUUCAUUUGUAACUGGACCAAAAAGUUCAAUUUCAGCCUUAUCUGUACAGUGCACCUUUUUCCAUGUGUUUGCUGUGGCCUCUCAUGAUUUGUAGUCAUUUUUAAAAACAACUUGAAAAAAAAUAUUUAUUGUGGGUGGAAAACAAACAAAUGUAAUUUAUUUCUAUCAUUUCAGCAACAGGAUAAAUUGAAUUCUGUUUGGAAUUGAUUAUAUGUUGGUCAGGUGACAGCUGAAAAUAAUUAUUUAAAGAUGUAUUACGUUAUUUUACUUCGUAAUGAUUCAUGUGUACAAAUAAGAGAUAUAAUAUAUGUUUUAAUAGUGAUAAUGGUAAUUUUUAUUUUAAUUUUAUAGUUAUUAGUCUUUUAAAUUAAAAAUGGUCCUGUAAUAAUUUGAACUCUGAGUUUAUAUUCGGAGCUUUUUAUAAUUAAACUGUUAUUAAGCUGC